This is a messenger RNA of Dichomitus squalens LYAD-421 SS1, 1113 nucleotides long. RefSeq lists its product as uncharacterized. The record is from RefSeq and is a predicted model, not a curated record. The transcript is spliced from 4 exons. Bases 1 to 1113 code for a protein of 370 amino acids. Lineage: Eukaryota; Fungi; Basidiomycota; Agaricomycetes; Polyporales; Polyporaceae.
AUGACUGAGGAAGCUCUGCGGCUCGGUAUCCUCAAAGACUCGGGUGCGCCCCAAGGAAGUACAGACUACACCACAAUUGUUCUCUUGCAUGGCUAUGGAUGGCAUGGCGGUACAUUCGCGAGGUUGAUUCCUAUCGCUGGCCGAUACAACGCUCGCGUUGUGCUAGUGAACAGACAAGACUAUCCGGGAGCCAAGCCGUUCACACUAGAAGAGCGAGCCGAGCUCCUGAAAGCGGCUAUCGAGCUGAAUACAAAUCCUCUUUCCGCGAGGGACAGGCUCGAUGCGCUCAUGAAGGGGCAAGCACGCGAGGUCUAUAAUCUCCUGAUACACCUCGUGGCCUAUCAUGACAUUCCUCCAGCACGCCCCGAGGCAAACACGGGCGGUAUCAUCAUCGGAGGAUGGUCAUUUGGGGCGACCUGGAUGGCGGCGCUCCUGGCAAAUGUUGCGUCGUUCCCUGUGCAUGGUAUCGAACUAGGCCGAUAUGUGCGGAGAGUUAUCUUUUUUGACGCCCCCGACGUAGCUCUCGGCUUUCCGACUCUCUCGGAUCUCUACUUCCCUCUGACAGACCGGACGAUCCCAGCUGAACAACUCGCACAACUAUUCGCCGAAUGGGUCACCGCAUACUUUCACCAGGGAGACAUUCCCGAGCAAUAUGAAUCUCGACGCUAUCUCGCAUCCCCACCUCCUACGUUCACCGUGAUGACGGAGGAGGAACGACAGUCCACCCAGCACCAUACCCCGGGUGACUCCAGGGGGGGCUCAGAUCAUCUUCUCAUGGGCAGUGGGUACGAAAGCGGACUGUUCGCAUCGCUUCGCAAGAAUGCGUUGCGCCUCCCACCUCCGAACGCGUUCCUGGUAGGGGAUGCUUGGAAAGAUGUUGAAGUCCGCAACCUUUGGUGCGACCACUCGUUCUGGCUCGCACUGUGGAAUGAGGUCAACUUGCGUAGAGAAAUAGAAGAGGAGAGGAGGGCCGGGAUAUCCUUGCGGCCCGUGACGUUUGUACGGGUGCGAGGCGCUAACCACUUUGUUCAUUGGGACGAACCCGAGCGCGCAAUGUGUGCAAUCCUCGAGCUUGUCCCUGCUGACGGCAAUGAUACUAAGGCGAAGCUGUAG